Messenger RNA from Perca fluviatilis (European perch), 6452 nucleotides. Its product is annotated as SLIT and NTRK-like protein 1. Gene Ontology annotation, molecular function: protein binding. Lineage: Eukaryota; Metazoa; Chordata; Actinopteri; Perciformes; Percidae. The record is from RefSeq and is a predicted model, not a curated record. Gene Ontology annotation, biological process: positive regulation of synapse assembly; regulation of presynapse assembly; axonogenesis. The transcript has a single exon. Gene Ontology annotation, cellular component: glutamatergic synapse; postsynaptic density membrane; GABA-ergic synapse. Bases 1165 to 3282 code for a protein of 705 amino acids.
AUUUGAGGAUAACAAGAAGAAAACGUCACGCACACAUGCGCAUAUAGGGUGCCACACUGACGCAUCGUUUGUUGUAUAGUCAACUGUUUUUUGGUGGACUGAGGCAUGCCUGUAGCGGAUUAUUGUUUUUACCGCAUUCAACAGUGUUUUCAAAGCGAGGGGCGAAAGUCACACUGUAACAGCGGAGGCUCACAUAUGGAGGGAGAUCAGCUAAAAUAAUACCGUUUAUCCUUUAAGAAUGGGGGGUAAUUCAAGCCACUGAACUGAGGUAUCACGAUCCUAAUGUGAUAUCUCACCAGUGUUUUCGACGAUGCCAACUUGGACACUUUUACCAUGGAGCUGCAAGCUUUAAGAGUAAAAACAUCGAAUAUACUGUAGGAGUCUGGUUUGGUGGCAGAAACCUCUUUUUGCGCCUGUGGAGGGAAAUAACCUGCACACUGAAAGCUAUAAAGUGUGAUUAAAAAAAAAAAGAAAGCUCCUUCCCUAUAUGUGGAUUGAUUUUUUUCCUGCACUUUCUUCUCAGCAUUCCCUCAGUCAGUCGACGGAUUUUUUGCCAUUACAGCUCAGUAGAGGGUGUCAGAUUAUUCUUAGAGCACCGCGCUAGGAUGAACACUGUCUGCGCGUUCCUCUUUUUGUGAUACCCAAAUCGCCACAAAGGGGAAAACGAGCGAGGCAAGACACCGAAGGAUGUAAGGGGGAUGCGGGUGUUUUGCAGCGGUGGGAUCGCCUCGAAAGCUUCAGCGCAGGGUGUGAAUACAGCACCAGGGGAGAGGGAACAGCUCCCGACGCCGCAACACGCAGCACGACUGGGAGAGAAAAAGGCACGGAUUUUUCAUUUUUUUCCCUGCCAAGGUCAGUGUUAAACGAACUGAAAACAGCCAGAAGAUGUCUUGGACUCUACUGUCGCUUGCCGUUUUUGAUUUUUAUUAUAAACACGCGGAGGCUUGGAGGAUUCAGUCGAUGUGAAAGAGACGUUUAUGUGGUCAUUUUCAAACUGGAAGUCUGGACACAAGUGCAGGUUAGAUGCAGCAUGGAUCGGUUAUAAAAGACUGCCUUAUCUUCUGCCUAAAUGUCUAUAUCUCCCUUUUUCUUCUUCGUAUUGAUGUAGACUGAAUUCUUAGCUCAUAUGUCUUGAAACCGGGAAUGAAUUGUCCACGUUGAAAAAUGCUGCUUUGGAUUGUUCUGCUGAAUGCGGCUCUUUGUGUUGCGAGUGGAAAUGUUACAAGGGACGUUUGUAAGGAGCAGAUAUGCUCUUGCAACGAGAUAGAGGGAGAUCUGCACAUAGACUGCGAAAAACGGAGCUUCACCACUCUGCAGCAUUUGACUGGCCCGAGUUCGCAGUUUUAUCACUUGCUGUUGCACGGGAAUUCUCUAUCCAGGCUAUUUCCCAACGAGUUCGCCAACUUUUACAAUGCUGUGAGCCUGCAUUUGGAAAACAAUGGUUUGCACGACAUUGUCCCCGGCGCCUUUCUGGGAUUGCAGCUGGUGAAAAGGCUGCACAUCAACAACAAUAAGAUAAGAUCAUUCAGGAAGAGUACAUUUCUGGGGUUAGACGACUUGGAAUAUCUCCAAGCUGAUUUUAAUCUAUUGAGGGAUAUUGACCCCGCAGUUUUCAGGGACCUAAAUAAACUUGAAGUGUUAAUACUUAACGACAACCUCAUCAGUGCGCUACCUAUGAACGUGUUUCAACAUGUGCCCAUUACGCAUCUCGACCUGCGGGGAAACCGAAUCAAAACGUUGCCUUAUGAGGGGAUCCUUGAACAGAUACCGGGCAUUGCGGAGGUUCUGUUGGAGGACAACCCUUGGGACUGUAACUGCGACCUGGUUUCCCUUAAGGAAUGGCUGGAGAACAUACCGCGUAACGCGCUUAUUGGGAGGAUGAUAUGCGAGGCUCCCACCAGGCUGCAAGGGAGCGACUUAAAUGAGACGUCAGAAGCAGAGCUGUGCCCUUCACAGAGCGGCAGCGUGGACACCAGCCUGGUCGCCCCUCCCACUCAGGAGGAGACUUCUGAGACCGCUGCCCAUGGCCCACGUCCCACGCCUUACAAGCCCAAUAGAGACACCAGCGGGCCCCCGACGCCCGGCGGCCACGGCCCCAAGAGCCGCUCCAAAUCUCGUGAGAACUGGCAGCUGAAAACUAGGCCCACUCCAUUGUUGACAGGUGUGAACGGGGAUAGAGAGCAGCUGCACAACAUGACGUGCCCCCAGCCUUGCAACUGUGAGCUGGUCGGCUCCAGACAAGGGCUGGGGGUCAAAUGCGAAGGCAAAAAGAUCGAGAGCUUAUCCAGCCUCAAACCUAAGCCCUUGGCCGCUCACGAAUUGAACAUGAGAGAUAACAACAUACACGCAGUGAAAAAGAACCACCUGCUUGGCUACUCCAGCCUCAACCUGCUCGAUCUGGGUGGGAACAACAUCAAGGUGAUUGACAACAGCACUUUCCAAAACCAGAGCGAGCUGAGAUGGCUGUAUAUGGAUAAGAACUAUCUGGAUGCGCUGAUAGCAGAGAUGUUUGUGGGCCUUGUGAAUCUGGAAUAUCUCAGUUUGGAAUACAACGACAUCCAGCUGAUAGUGGCAGGUGCAUUCAGCCCCAUGCCAAAUCUGAGGGUUCUGUUCCUCAAUAACAACUUGCUGAAAUCUUUACCCGUGGAUGCUUUCCUUGGGAUUUCUUUAUCCAAAAUUAGUCUGCAUAAUAAUUAUUUCCCAUAUCUCCCUGUGGCUGGAGUGUUAGAUCAGCUCAAUUCAAUCAUACAGAUCGAUUUGCACGGGAAUCCGUGGGAUUGUUCGUGCAACAUCGUGCCCUUCAAGCAGUGGACGGAGAAACUCGGGGCAGAUGUGAUAGUGAGUGAUCUCAAGUGUGAGUCCCCUGAAGAGUUUUGGAAACGAGAUUUCCGCUACGUCCGGAACGACCUCAUGUGCCCCAAACUCUAUGACAAAUUCUCCCCCACACCACUGUCCAAAAACAGCACUUUCACCCUGGACUCGGGGACGCGCUCGAACUCUUAUUUGGAGCCGAACAGGGUCUCCAUCUCAGUGCUCGUCCCCGGGUUGCUGUUGGUGUUUGUCACGUCCGCUUUCACUGUUGUAGGAAUGCUUGUGUUUAUUUUGCGGAAUCGAAAGCGAUCAAAGCGAAGGGACGGGAACUCGUCCGCCUCGGAGAUCAAUUCCUUGCAGACAGUGUGCGACUCAUCUUAUUGGCACAGCGGCGGGCCUUAUCACGCAGACGGGGGCGCGCACAGGGGCUUCGACUGCAGCACGCAUCUCUCCACGACAAAUGAUGCGUAAAGGGACUCUGCUAUUGUACAAUAAGCCCACACCAGACUGGAUUACAAACAGUCACACAGACAGACUGACGCACAUACAUGACUGAAACGGCCAACAUCAUCCGCUUUUGUUCGUCAGAGGCGAACACAGACUUGUUUAUGUCUUGUUUUCUCCAGUUGAACCAAGUAAGUCAGCCUGCUGCUGCACAGGCCCCACUCUGUAAUAUAUGUAUAUGCCAAGCCUCCUGACUAAAAACCCCUCCCUCCCUCCCUCCUCCUCCCAGUUCUGCUAUUUGCCGCAAUCGGACUACGGAUCUGUAUGAGACCGAAAAGAGGGAGAAUAAGGAGCGAGGGAGAGGGCGUGUGUGUGUGUGAGAGAGAGAGAGAGAGAGAGAGAGCCAAGACCGAGGACCCUGGGAAUGGUGCACGAACGCAUGAAUGUAAAUGUAAAUACUCGGACCGAUGUAUCAUAAUCUGCAUGAUGAUAUUUCGCAUGGUUUCAACACACACACGACGGGGAGGAACCAUAACCACCAUAAUCAACAAAGAAGCAAACUCGACCCUUUCAUGUUAUAUCAAUAUGACGAAAAUAUAUAGAUAUUAAGAAUUAUAUAUGACUAUUACAAAGUGCCAUUUCUCUAUUUUUUUUGUGAACCUGCAGUUAGGAUUUGUAUUUGUUGUUUUAAACUUGUUUGGAGAAAAGAGAAAAAAAAAAAUCAAUAAUGAUGACUAUCGGAAAGGAGUGAUGGAAGUAAAGCUGUCAGUGCAUGUUAUUUUCUGUUUGUUAUCAUUUGAUUGUCGAUAAAUAUUGGGGUUAUUUAUACCGUACUAGAUGGUGCAGAUUAAAUCCAUGUCUGCGCAGUCAUCUCCUUUAUGAAUGUAAACUGUGUUAUUUUAUGGUGUGCCAAUUGUUGACUUUCAGAUAUUCAGACAUGCAGAUGAGCAUGACCAAUUAACGUCACUCAGAUGCUUAUGCUGCAAAGUUAAUGUAGCUAAAAUAACAGUUCCGUGGUUUUGUGUGUCAAUGAAUAUAGCCUGCUUUGGGUGAGAGGAAGAAAAAUCAACAAGUCAUUUAAAUGGGGGGUUUAUACCAUCAUAUUUUUUCAACAACUGAGCAAAGAAGUGUUUUCAAUUGAGCUAUGUAGGUAUAAUUCGAUCUAUGUAAACAGAGCAGGUAGAAUGAAUUAGAAUAGAAUGCUUUUUUAAUGUCAGAAAAAAAAAGUAUUCCUCCACAAAAAAAGCUUAUGGCUAUGAUUCAGCUUCAUCAUAUUGUGAGCUUUUGUAAAGCCAUCUAAUCUUGUCCAAAUCAGAGAACUGAAACUCACUGUAUUUACUACAAAAUGUGCUUGAAAUAGGCUGUUUUGGGGUGAAGAGAGAGAGAGAGGGGGGGGGGGGUGCCCUUUCUAACAAACAAAUUGGGGCCAUGCUAUGAUAAGCAUUCAGCAUGUGUCCAGUCCAUAGAGAGACACUCCUGUCUCUCUUUCACUGCUGUGGACACACACACACACACACACACACACACAUAAUUUAAUAAUGCAAGAUGCCUUUUUCAACUCAGCAUUUUGAACUUGAGAUACUUUUCUCGGGGGUCGCAUGGUUUUUGUGGGCUCAUGAAAACAAUGCCAUGACUGUACACCUGUUUUGCAGAGCUCAGCUGUCAAGUCUGCUGCUUAGCCUAUACUGCUUUAACUGAGCGUGGAUUUGGGGAAAAAAAAAUAAAAAAUUAAACCGUUGGGGCAUACAUCCAGUAUUCAAAAAAAUUCUCAAUUAUUUAUCUUCUCUGCAGUGUCUAAAAAAAAAUGCAAGGAAUGUGCAUUUUUUUCAUUUAUUUGUAAUUAUAAUGUAAUAUUCCAGUGCUGGUGACAUCUUUUAAAUUGCCAAUUGAUUUUCUUUAAGAAACUCACUAUAAAAUGCCUAAUUUAGACAAGAUUUAAGCAUAAUUCGGCAACAAUCUACCUAAGAUGCCACGGCCAUGAUGAGAGUGUACAGAGUGUAUGUAAGAUGGGCUUACACCCCUUAACUCCGCCGCACCCUCCCCCCUCUUUCCCCAGCUAGUAGGCCUACAGUAUCACCCCCAGUAUACAGAUUAGCGCUGUCCAUGGUGCUGAUUCAAUCAGUAUACAGAUCAGUGCUGUCCAUGGCGCUGAAUCAUUUCCCCUGCUUUUUGUCUGCCUGCCCCUUGCCCGUGUGUACCCUUGUGCUCACACACAGGCAUGCAGCCCCCACAUGUGUGUUUGUGUGAGGACAGAUGAGAGAGAGAGAGAGAGAGAGAGAGAGAGAGAGAGAGAGAGAGAGAGAGAGAAAUUUUGAGACAAUUUGCAUGUAUGUGUACCCUUACUUUCUCUGCCUCCCCCACACCCUCUUCCCAUUACCUACAUGUAACCAUGCGCAGCUUGACCUUGGGGACUAACAUCUCAGCAGAUCUGUGACAAACACUCAUCAUCAUCAACCCCCUGCAUUUAUGUCAUCACCUUGCUUCCUCCUUAACUCCUGUUCCCUGCUUUUCUGUCCUAUCACAAUGGGUGGUGGUGAUGGGGGGAGGGGGAGUUGGGGGUAACUAUGUGUCUCUUCUGUGGAGUAUUACUGUGCCACAGCCCACUGAUGAUUUGUCAUAAUUUUCAAACGCUGUGUUUCAAAGUUACAUUUAUAUGCUUUGCGAUAUUUGACCUGCUUCUAUUUUGUUAAAUAAAGUGUGGUUGAGGUUGAGUAAAAAAAAAAAACAAUAUUUGCUUUUAGGAAUUUUCAUUGGAUUUGACUAAGUUAGCGUAAUGAGACAUGAUUUAUCAUCUGUUCACAUUGUUCUGCAUACUGAAUAUACUGAAGGAUUUACAUACAGUAUACUUAGUUCAAGUACACUGCGUUAUGUCUUUGUUCCUUAAAAUAGAAAACAUUUCACAAUAAGGUUAAAUUCAUGUUAUAUCAUUUCUGUACACUAUAGUGGAGGUUUUUACAUUGUAAUGCAUAAUCAUAUUUUUAUCAUAUUAUUUUUAGACUGUUUUAUCAUGAUUCAUGAAUGCUAGUUCCUUGGUACCCUGGAGAGAAAAUGACACAUUUAGACUUUUGCUGCAGUGCUGGCUGUAUUAGCAUAUUCUUUCCAUUUUGAGGUAUGUAAACCCCAAAUCCAAGACGUCUGAUGUCUGAGUAUCCGAAAUAUUUCACAAUAAUACAGACUUGUGUAUAAGAAUUCAAAAA